Molecule: messenger RNA, 1361 nt
Organism: Drosophila teissieri
Lineage: Eukaryota; Metazoa; Arthropoda; Insecta; Diptera; Drosophilidae
Exons: 1
Coding region: 103-1212 (369 amino acids)
Biological process (GO): protein peptidyl-prolyl isomerization
Molecular function (GO): peptidyl-prolyl cis-trans isomerase activity
Source: RefSeq, a predicted model, not a curated record
UUAGUCUCAGUUAACUAACGCUUCGGUUGGCAAUUUUAAUAGAAAAAUUCUCGAUCUAGCUACUAGUUUUAUUUCUGGAUACCAGUUUUUGCGACUCUUUAAAUGGCUGAUUUUCCGACCUGUGUGUCUGCGUCGCAGCGCGAGUUGGCUCACCUCACGGAGCAGGAGCGCCUGACCGCCCAGCUGAAGGUGAAAGAGCGCAAAAAGGCUGCCAGGGCCAAGCCGAAGAAGAUCCUGGGCGGCCUCCUGAUGUUAAAUCACUUGAAGAUGUGGCAUCAGCAUCGUGAGCGGAUCAAGGGGGCGAUCAGCACGGUGGACGCCGAAGCGCCCAACUUUCAGGCGGCCCGCAUCACCGGGGUGAACAACCUCCGAGACGAAGCGCAGAUCUUCAUGAAGCGCACCAAGGCCAACAUCCAACUGCUGGUGGAGAUCUCGCGGACGAUGCGCACCCACGGAGCCAUCAAUCCCUUUCGCUACGAUAUGGUGCACGCCACCUCCAGCAUUCCCAUGACCCUGCUCACACUCGAAAAACUGGAGCGCGAAAACCGCGAGUUUGGCCGACGUAUUCUGGAGGUAAACAGCGAGGUGGACUCCGGUCUGUCGGACAAGCGGAUGCGGGAAGCCAGGAACCCAGCGCCCGCCGCUCCACUGGAGUUGCCGUCCCAGGCGAUGGCCAAGUACGAGGCCUUCAACAUCCCGCUGCCCAAAUCGGACGCCGAGUUACGCCGCCUCUUCCGACCGCGUGUCUACUUUGACAUAUAUCUCAAGGAUGCACGACCUCUGGGCAGGAUUGUGGUCCAGCUGUACACAGAGGCUGCUCCGCUGGUGGUGCUGCAGCUGAUCAAGUCGUGCAUGUGCAAUCAACACUCCAAGUUUAUGGUCAAACGACUGUUCCCCAAUCUGUGGCUGGAAACCGAUUUGCUGCUGUCGGCGGACUCGCUGCUCCAUCAGCCAUUGGAGUACGACGCCAAAGUUAUUGACCACGGGGCCUCCACGAACGUAUUAUCCUUCAGCAAGGCUUAUGUCACAGGAUUCACCCACCACCUGUCCUUUGCCAUCUCGUUCAAGCCGCUUACCGUUGUCAAUGGAUCCCGUGUGGGAUUCGGGCGGAUUGUGAAGGGCAGCAAGAUAUGCGAGUGCAUUCAGAGUUACGGCACUAAGAACGGAAAGCUCAGCCGGGGUCUGCUUUUUACCAGCUGCGGAUUGCUGUAGACUGCUGGUGGUCCCUGUAAAUCGUUCAUAUGUGUAAGGAAUAUUUUUUGGUCAUGUAAAUCAAAGUCAGUACUAUCAACAACAUUCAAUAGAUGUGGCAUGCAGUCAUUAUUAAGGUGAUGAAAUAAAUUGAGUGUGGGUGGUAAAUA